Talpa occidentalis (Iberian mole) is the source of this 4749-nucleotide messenger RNA. It is a transcript of the gene GTPBP10, whose product is annotated as GTP binding protein 10. Gene Ontology annotation, cellular component: mitochondrion. The record is from RefSeq and is a predicted model, not a curated record. Gene Ontology annotation, molecular function: GTPase activity; GTP binding; magnesium ion binding. Bases 21 to 1346 code for a protein of 441 amino acids. NCBI's taxonomy places the organism in Eukaryota, Metazoa, Chordata, Mammalia, Eulipotyphla, Talpidae. The transcript is spliced from 11 exons.
AGUAACGUCAGCAGCUGGAGAUGACGUUAAAAAGCCGCGCGGGGCUGCUGCGUGUGCAGCUCCCACGAGAGGGACUCCUAGCCCGUCGCUGUCAUGGUACACUGCAGUUGCGUGUUUUUGAGAAAGAUCUAGACUGCCUCAGAAUUACCAAUGGAAUUUUAGCCAAAUAUGCUUGCUGGCUUGACCCACCUUCAUCACCUUUUCUUAUCAGAAAGUAUGCAAACUUCAUCGAUAACCUAAGAGUUUUCACCAGGGGAGGAACUGGUGGAAUGGGUUACCCUCGUUUAGGUGGAGAAGGUGGAAAAGGUGGUGACGUCUGGGUUGUUGCCCACAACAAAAUGACUUUAAAACAACUUAAAGACAAAUACCCUAAGAAGCGAUUUGUGGCCGGAGAAGGAGCAAAUAGUCGGGUUAGUGCACUAAAAGGCUCCAAAGGAAAAGAUUGUGAAAUUCCUGUACCUGUGGGUAUCUCAAUAACUGAUGAAGAUGGUAAAAUUAUAGGAGAAGUCAAUAAAGAAAAAGAUAGACUUUUGGUAGCUCAAGGAGGUCUUGGUGGUAAAUUACUUACAAAUUUCCUACCAAUGAAAGGCCAGAAACGAAUAAUUCACCUUGAUCUUAAACUGAUAGCUGAUGUAGGUCUAGUGGGAUUCCCAAAUGCUGGAAAAUCUUCUUUGCUAAGUAAAAUUUCUCAUGCAAAACCUGCAAUUGCAGAUUAUGCAUUUACAACAUUAAAACCUGAACUUGGAAAGAUAAUGUAUGAAGACUUCAAACAGAUAUCAGUGGCUGAUCUUCCUGGUUUAAUAGAAGGAGCACAUAUGAACAAAGGAAUGGGCCACAAAUUCCUGAAGCAUAUCGAAAGAACCAGACAACUACUUUUUGUUGUCGAUAUUUCUGGUUUUCAGCUUUCUUCCAAAACUGAAUACAGAACUGCCUUUGAAACCAUAAUACUGCUUACAAAAGAGUUAGAGAUGUACAAAGAGGACCUUCAGACAAAACCUGCACUUCUAGCAGUUAAUAAAAUGGACUUGCCAGAUGCCCAAGAUAAAUUCCAUGUACUGAUGAAUCAACUCCAGAAUCCUAAAGACUUUUUACAUUUAUUUGAAAAAAAAUUGAUUCCAGAAAGGACCAUGAAAUUCCAGCAUAUCAUCCCUAUUUCUGCAAUUACUGGAGAAGGAAUUGACAAAUUGAAGGACAGUAUAAGACAAUCACUGGAUGAGCAAGCUGACCGGGAAAAUGAUUCAUACCAUCAGAAACAGUUGCUUAAUUUACAGACUUCCAAAACAAUAUCUUAUAGUGAGCCACCAUCAAAGAGUGCUACUACUAGUUCCAGAAUGGAUAUAAUUUAAAAUUAUUAAAAAUGAUAUUGACAUUAUGUUCAUUUGAAAGUUUUUCCACAGACAUAUUUUUUUUUUAAAGGUUAGUUACUCCCGAUCUUCUGAUAUACAUGCCAUCGUUCAAAAACUACUUUUUGAAGUUGUUCUGUAUUUAAGUGUAUUAAUAGUAAAAACCUGAGUGCUAAAAAGGAGUUUAUAAUUUUAUGACCAAUACACCUAUAAUAAAUAUCCUCCAAUGUACUUGUACUAAGAUAUGUCUAGUGAGAUAAUUUCUAAAAAUUAUAUAAAAGAAUUCCCCAAAUAUUGUUGGAAUGAGCAACUAGCUUUUGUUGCCUAGUGGUUAACUCUCAGCCCUGUCAUCUCUAUGGCCUGAGUUCUAUCCUCACCCAGAGAGCUAACCCACAUGGCACAGCAGACCUAUCUUGCCUUCUGCUCCCCACUCUGUCUCUGGUGAAUCCUCUAACCCCCUGAACCUCUGGCCUACACCCCUGUUCUUCUAUGCAAAAGUAGAAAUAAAAAAACACAUAAUAAAUACUCAGGAAUUUGUUUAUUCAUAGGUGAAAUCUUUAGAGCACAGAUCCAAAUUCACAGUAUGAUGUAUUUUAAUAUAAUACUUAAGUGUCUGGUGGUAUAAACUUGUAAUUCAUGAUGGUAAAUAAAUCUGAUAUAGCAAGCUCUGGCACUUGGUAAAAAAGUUGUUAUACAUAGUGUACUAAUACCCUACACCUCAGUUAAGUAUUACCUAAAGUAUAUAAUUUGAAAGAUAAAAAUGAAAAAGUCUUGCUUAAGGAUAUAAGGCAACUGACAUGACCUUGAAAGGUUUAUUUUAAAGUAAAUCUUUAAGAUUUUUAAAUUUCUUUUUUUAUAAAAUAAAAAAGGAAUCCAAACUUUCUUAUUUUGUUUGCAAUAAAAACCAUCAACCUUUAGGAACAGCUACAUAGAGUAUACUUCCAAUAACUAGGAAAUACAAACAAUGGGACAUUUUAGUGAGUUACAUAACAAAAUGCUUCAUUUAGUUUUGGGGUAGUAACUUGGGCAUUAUUGAGGAAGCAUAAGAUAAAACUCCUCUUAAAUCCCAACACAUAUCUAUCAUUCUUUGUCACAGCAGAAAAUUAGAUUAUGGUGUCAGCAUUUCAGAAAUUCACCUGAUCAAUCUGUCCUCAUAUUGUUACUUGAUUAUAUUUAGGAAAUAAUAGAAAUGAAAAAGAGAAAAUAAAUGACAUAUGGAUACUAUGAUCAGCACAGAUGUUCAAAUUCCAAAGCACUUUGCUUACUCUUAUUCCUUUGUUGUAAAGCAGAAGCAGACUAUUUUAAUCCCUUGUAGUUCCUGCUAUCAAAUGUGAGAUCCAUGCUAGCAGAUCCCUGUGAGCAGCUUGCUGCUCUGUGUACAGGGAAGACACUCAAUAAAUACCUAUACAAUGGAGAAAAAUACAAGUACAAGAAAAGCCAGAGAUUUGGGAACUUGAGAUGGGAGAUGGGAACGGGAUAGAAAAAAGAAUAAAUGAAAGUAAAUAAUGCACAUAAAAAGUCAUUUUGGGGACCUCCCUAGUGACACAAGCACUGCCUUAUGAAGUGAUCUGCAGCACCAGUUCGAUCCCCUAGCCGGCCAGGGAGCUACCCACAUGGUGCAGCAGACCUCUCCUGUCUCGCCCGCUGCUCCCCUCAGCAGUGUAUUUCAGUCAGUCUGCCUGUUCUGUUCCCUGCUCUGUCUCUGGUGAAUCCUCUCACUCCCACCCCCACCCCCGCAUUUCUGGCCUGUACCCCAGCUCUUGUAUGCAUAAAUAAAUCUUUAAAAAAAAAAAAAAGGAAAAAGUCAUUUUGUUAUACCAAAAGAAAUUUAUGUCCAGAACAGUAGUGAUAUUUUUUACUUAAUACUUUACAAAAGGAUGAAUACUUGAAUAUUCUUAUGCAAAGCCUUCCAUAGCAUUAAAUUCCAAAAUAAUUAUUAAUCUAAGCAGCAUUAAAGAGUAAUUUUUAAAGGCUCAUUAACUUGCUAUUAUUUUGUUUUAAAAAACCUGAAAAAUGUUUAAAUAAUGAACUCAUUUGGGUAAAGACAUACAAAAAUUCUGUAAGAACAUAAACUAUCACCAGUGGUUUUCUUUGGGAAUGGUGAGAGAACGUAAUGCAGAUAGUACUUGCUUUUUACAAUGAAUAUGUAUAUUUUAUAAAACUCACUAAGAGAAAAUGUCUAAUUUGUAAGUUUUUAAAACUGAGGCAAAAAUUUAAAUUGUAUUCUCUAAAUAUUUAGAGAUUGGUAAUAUUUAUGUAAAUAUUUAGAUGAUUGGUAAUACUGCUUAAAAUUUGGACUUCCUACUUAUUCUUCUUUAUUAAAAUAUGAGAUAAAGUAGGUUGUAAGAAAAUAAGACAUAUAUAAGUGCUGCAAAGCAGGGAAAAAUACUUAAGAAAAAUAUCCCAAACUGCAAAUUGCAAACAUCUAUCAUCUAGUUUCCAUUAUAUAUCAUUAGUGAUCUUAAUUAUCACUGAACAUAUCUUCAAAUUUAUGAUUUUGCAUUUUUUUUUUCAAAAAGGGGGACUUGUUAUAAAUUUAGUAGACCCAGGGACAAGAAAGGAGAGGUCUGCUGCGCUCUGUGUUAGCUCCCUGGAUGAGGAUCGAACUCAGGCUAUAAAGGUGACAGCACUGAGACUUAACCCCUAGGCCACCAAGGAGGCCAGCUAUUAUGUGUUCUUUUUAUGACAUAUAUCCAAUUAUUCCUAUAUAUCAUUCCUUUAUGUAAAAUAAAAGUUUUAAAUGGAAAACAAGUAUUAGUUCAUAAUUGGGGAAAUGUUUACUUUCAUAAUGGAAAAAAAUCGGGUCAAUGGGUAUUUUAUUUCAGAUUUCAUUCAACUGUCUUGUAAAAUUAUGUGUUUUCUUUUAACUCAGUAUUCAUUUUCUUUGGGAGGAUAGAGGUCAGAUCCCGUUGAAUGAGUUAAUAAAAGCUACAGAUUUUUUUCUUGCCAAAAAUGAGCAACAAUGAAACAGGGUUUGCAAAGUUCCCUCUAGAAGUUUUUACUUUUGUCAAAGUACAUUAAAAAUGUUUCAAAGUACCAGCAUAAGUGUAUUUACAAACUAUAACUUAAAAUUAGCAAUAAUAUAAGUCAUAAACCUACAGAGUUUAAAAAUAUGCCAUUUUGUUGAAAGCCAAAAUCAUGAAUUUAAUGUGUAUUUUUAAACCUUUAAGGGAUAUCUUGUAUUUGGUGUAAGUCUGUCCUAUUGAAUAGGUUAGUAAGAUAAGUCCAUUUCGUUUGAGUACAUGGUCUGUGCUGAUAAUCAAAAUAGCUACCAUGGUAAAGUUUCCAUGUGCUGGGCAUUGUUAGGACUUCAAAUAUGUUGUCUUUUAAACAAUGCACUAUGGUGCCUCUUAGUUAUUUUUUAAGUUGAAUGGUGAGUACAUGAGGUUUUUAAAAAACCUUUUUG